Messenger RNA from Leopardus geoffroyi (Geoffroy's cat), 8216 nucleotides. It is a transcript of the gene MYLK, whose product is annotated as myosin light chain kinase. Bases 355 to 6465 code for a protein of 2036 amino acids. Gene Ontology annotation, biological process: protein phosphorylation. The record is from RefSeq and is a predicted model, not a curated record. Lineage: Eukaryota; Metazoa; Chordata; Mammalia; Carnivora; Felidae. The transcript is spliced from 33 exons. Gene Ontology annotation, molecular function: protein kinase activity; ATP binding; protein binding.
GCACUUGCUUUCUCGCCAGCCGCUCACCCCUGUCCCAUCCGGCCCGCCCAGGACGCGCCUCUUCGUCUCCCCGGCUGCCGGGUCGGCUGCCCGCAGCUGAGCGAGCUCGGGGCCCGCGCCGCGCGACUGCAGCGGGGCGCCCUCGCCAAGCGCGGUGCCUUGGCUACCCGGCCGCCUUCGCCGCGCGGGCACUGGCCAGGAGCUUCCAGUGGGCUGCCCCUGCUGCCAUCCGAAACACUUCAGGAGCUUCUUGGCUAAGGGCCCCACGAGCCCACAGGGAGGCAGACCUCCAGGACGUCUUGCCCUGUGCUCCCAGCCCAGUUGCCACAACAAACAGCAGAGGAGACGUUGACCAUGGGGGAUGUGAAGCUGGCUGCCUCAACACAGGUUUCCAAAACCUCCAUCAGUGUGGAUCACUCGAGAGUCGGUUCCAUGCCCCUGACCGAGGCCCCUGCUUUCAUUGUGCCCCCUCGGAACCUCUGCAUCAGAGAAGGAGCCACCGCCAAGUUUGAAGGGAGGGUCCGGGGUUACCCAGAGCCCCAGGUGACGUGGCACCGAAAUGGGCAACCCAUCACCGGUGGGGGCCGCUUCCUGCUAGAUUGCGGUAUCCGGGGGACUUUCAGCCUUGUGAUUCAUGCUGUCCAUGAGGACGACAAGGGAAAGUAUACCUGUGAAGCCACCAAUGAUAGUGGUGCCCGCCAGGUGACAGUGGAGUUGACUGUAGAAGGGACCUUUGUGAAGAAGCACAGUCAGCCUGUUGUUUCCAAAACCUUGGGGGACAGAUUUGCAGCCCCCGCGGUGGAGACCCGUCCCAGCAUCUGGGGAGAGUGCCCACCGAAGUUUGCUACCAAGCUGGGCCGAGCUGUAGUCAAAGAGGGACAGAUGGGACGGUUCUCCUGCAAGAUCACUGGCCGGCCCCAACCCCAGGUCACGUGGCUCAAGGGAGAUGUUCCCCUGAAGCCAAGUGCCCGUGUAUCUAUGUCUGAGAAGAAUGGGGUACAAGUUCUGGAAAUCCAUGAGGUCAGCCGAGAUGAUGUGGGAGUGUACACGUGCAUGGUGGUGAAUGGGUCGGGGAAGGCCUCCAUGUCGGCUGAGCUUUCUAUCCAAGGUUUGGACAAUGCCAAUAGGUCAUUUGUGAGAGGAACAAAGGCAGCCAAAUCAGAUAUCAGGAAGGAAGUGACCAAUGGAGCGACGCAGGGGCCGAAACUGGGCAGCCUGGAGCCUGCAGCAGAAAGAAAAAACUGCUCCGGCACCCAGAGAGGUGGCUCCCCAACCUGGGCUACAGGUAGCCAUCCUCAGCCCCUGCGGGAGUCCAAGCUGGAGCCGUCUGGGGACCCACCUAGGAAAGCCCUGAGCAGCCCCAUCCUGCAGAAGACUUCCAGCACCAUCACCCUGCAGGCCGCAAAAGUCCAGCCGGAACCAAGAGCACUGGCCUCGGGCGCCCUCUCUCCUUCUGGAGAAGACGGGGAGAGGCCAGCUGCCCCUCCUCCGGCCAUCCUCCCCACCAGGCAUUCUGGCCUGGGAAGCCAGGAGGUUGUGAGCAAGGUUGCUACCAGGAAAAUCCCCACGGAGAGCCGGAGGGAUUACACAUUCCCCAAAUUUGAAAGCAAGCCCCAAAGCCAGGAAGUCAGUGAAGAUCAAAUAGUCAAGUUCAGAUGUGAGGUUUCAGGGACCCCGAAGCCUGAAGUGACCUGGUUCCUGGAAGGUGCCCCCGUGAGAAGACGAGAAGGUAUCGUUGAGGUUUAUGAAGAAGGCGGAUGCCAUCACCUCUGCCUGCUCAGAGCGCGGGCCAGGGACAGUGGGAACUACAGCUGCACGGCCUCCAAUGUCCAAGGCCAGGUGUCCUGUGGCUGGACUCUCUUGGUGAAACAGCUGGCCGUGAUGGAGGUGGCUCCCUCAUUCUCCAGUGUCCUGAAGGACUGCACUGUCAUUGAGGGCCAGGACUUUGUGCUGCAGUGCUCAGUGCAGGGGAUCCCGGUCCCCCAAAUCACUUGGCUGCUCAAUGAGCAGCCCAUCCAGUACGCUCACUCCUCCUGUGAGGCCGGCGUGGCCGAGCUCCACAUCCAGGACGCCCUGCCGGAGGACGAUGGCAUCUACACCUGUCUGGCCAAGAACACCUUGGGGCAGGUGUCCUGCAGCGCCCGGGUCACUGUCCAUGAAAAGAAGAGUGACAGGAAGAGUGGGUAUCUUCUGCCCGCGGCUCCCAGCAAGCCCGUCGCACCCCUCUUCCUGCAGGGCCUCUCUGACCUCAAAGUCAUGGAUGGAAGCCAGGUCACCAUGACAGUCCAGGUAUCAGGGAAUCCGCCCCCCGAGGUCAUCUGGUUUCACAAUGGGAAUGAGAUCCAGGAGUCCGAAGACUUCCACUUUGAACAAAGAGGGACUCGGCACAGCCUUUGUAUCCAGGAAGUGUUCCCGGAGGACACGGGCACUUACACCUGUGAAGCCUGGAACAGCGCUGGAGAGGUCCGCACCCAGGCAGUGCUCAUGGUGCAAGAGCCUCAGGAUGGCACCCAGCCCUGGUUCAUCAGCAAGCCCCGCUCAGUGACAGCCUCCCUGGGCCAAAGUGUCCUCAUCUCCUGUGCCAUAGCUGGAGACCCCUUCCCUACCGUGCACUGGCUCCGAGAUGGCAAGGCCCUCUCCAAAGACACUGGCCACUUCGAGGUGCUGCAGAAUGAGGACGUGUUCACGCUGGUUCUAAAGAAUGUGCAGGCCUGGCAUGCCGGCCAGUACGAGAUCCUGCUCAAGAACCGGGUUGGCGAAUGCAGUUGCCAGGUGUCACUGAUGCUACAGAGCAGCCCUACCAGAGCCCCCCUGCGGGGGAGGGAGCCUGCCAGCUGUGAGGGCCUCUGUGGCCGGGGAGCCAGUGCUGAUGGUGGUGGCGGUGACCGCUAUGGGACCCUGAGGCCCGGCUGGCCAGCAAGAGGGCAGGGUUGGCCGGAGGAGGAAGACAGUGAGGACGUGCGGGGAGUGCUGAAGAGACGCGUGGAGACCCGGCAGCACACCGAGGAGGCCAUCCGCCAGCAGGAGGUGGAACAGCUGGACUUCCGUGACCUCCUAGGGAAGAAGGUGAGCACCAAGAGCGUGUCAGAAGAGCACCUAAAGGAGAUCCCAGCCGAGCAGAUGGAUUUCCGCGCCAACCUGCAACGGCAAGUGAAGCCAAAGACUGUGUCAGAGGAAGAGAGGAAGGUGCAUAGCCCUCAGCAGGUAGACUUCCGCUCGGUUCUGGCCAAGAAGGGGACUCCUAAGACCCCGGUCCCUGAGAAGGCACCGCUUCCGAAACCCGCCACCCCAGAUUUCCGCUCGGUGUUAGGCAGCAAGAAAAAAUUACCAGCAGAGAAUGGUAGCAACAAUGCCGAGGCCUUGAAUGCCAAGGCAGCAGAAAGUCCAAAGGCUGUGGGCAAUGCCCAGGCUUUAGGGUCCCUGAAACCCUCAGGCAAUGCCAAGCCUGCCGAGACCCUAAAACCUCUGGGCAACGUCAAGCCUGCCGAGUCCCCCAAACCCGUGGAUAACGCCAAGCUUGCUGAGACGCUGAAACCCUUGAGUAAUGCCAAGCCUGCUGAGACCCCAAAACCUGUGAGCAACACCAAGCCUGUCGAGACCCCGAAAUCCGUGAGCACCACCAAGCCUGCUGAGACCCCAAAAUCCAUGGGCAACGCCAAGCCUGCUGAGCCCCUGAAAUCCGUGGGUAACGCCAAGUCUGCUGAGACUCCGAAAUCCAUUAGUGCCACCAAGCCUGCUGAGACCCCGAAAUCCAUGGGCAACGCCAAGCCGGCUGAGACCCUGAAAUCCGUGGGCAACGCCAAGCCUGCUGAGACCCCGAAAUCCGUGGGCAACGCCAAGCCUGCUGAGACCCCGAAAUCCGUGGGCAACGCCAAGCCUGCUGAGACCGGAAAAACAGCUGGGAAGGAAGAACUCAAGAAGGAGGUUAAGAAUGAUGUGAACUGCAAGAGGGGGCAUGCAGGAGCCACAGAUAAUGAAAACAGAUCAGAGAGCCAUGGGACAGCCCCAACCUUCAAGGAGAAGCUACAAGAUGUCCACCUGAUGGAGGGCCAGAAGCUGCUGCUCCAGUGUCAGGUGUCCUCUGACCCCCCCGCCACCAUCACCUGGACGCUGAAUGGAAAGACACUCAAGACCACCAAGUUUAUCAUCCUCUCCCAAGAAGGCUCACUGUGCUCUGUCUCCAUUGAGAAGGCAUUGCCCGAGGACAGAGGCGUAUACAAGUGCAUAGCCAAGAAUGGCGCCGGCCAGGCUGAGUGCUCCUGCCAAGUCACCGUGGAUGAUGCUCCUGCCAGGGAGAAUGCCAAGGCCCCGGAGAUGAAAGCCCGGAGGCCCAAGAGCUCUCUUCCCCCAGUGCUAGGAACAGAGAGUGAUGCAACUGUGAAAAAGAAACCUGCCCCCAAGACACCUCCGAAGGCAGCCAUGCCCCCUCAGAUCAUCCAGUUUCCUGAAGACCAAAAGGUGCGCGCGGGAGAGUCUGUGGAGCUGUUUGGUAAAGUGGCAGGCACCCAGCCCAUCACCUGUACUUGGAUGAAGUUCCGAAAGCAGAUCCAGGAGAGCGAGCACAUCAAGGUGGAGAACAGCGAGAACGGCAGCAGGCUCACCAUCCUGGCCGCACGCCAGGAACACUGUGGCUGCUACACUCUGCUGGUGGAGAACAAGCUGGGCAGCAGACAGGCCCAGGUCAACCUCACUGUUGUGGACAAGCCAGACCCCCCGGCCGGCACACCGUGCGCCUCUGACAUCCGGAGCUCCUCGUUGACCCUGUCCUGGUAUGGCUCCUCAUAUGAUGGGGGCAGUGCCGUGCAGUCCUACAGCGUCGAAAUCUGGGACUCAGUGGACAAAACGUGGAAGGAACUAGCCACAUGCCGCAGCACCUCUUUUAACGUCCAGGACCUGCUGCCAGACCGAGAGUAUAAGUUCCGUGUGCGUGCAGUCAACGUGUACGGAACCAGUGAGCCGAGCCAGGAGUCUGAACUCACAGCAGUGGGAGAGAAACCAGAGGAGCCAAAGGACGAAGUGGAGGUGUCAGAUGAUGAUGAGAAGGAACCUGAGGUCGACUACCGGACGGUGAUUGUCAAUACUGAACACAAAGUGUCUGACUUCUACGACAUCGAAGAGAGACUAGGCUCUGGGAAAUUUGGACAGGUCUUUCGACUUGUAGAAAAGAAAACUGGAAAAAUCUGGGCAGGGAAAUUCUUCAAGGCAUAUUCAGCAAAAGAGAAAGAGAAUAUCCGGCAGGAGAUCAGCAUUAUGAACUGCCUCCACCACCCCAAGCUGGUCCAGUGUGUGGAUGCCUUUGAAGAAAAGGCCAACAUCGUCAUGGUCCUGGAAAUUGUGUCGGGGGGUGAGCUGUUCGAGCGCAUCAUUGACGAGGACUUUGAGCUGACGGAGCGGGAAUGCAUCCAGUACAUGAGGCAGAUAUCGGAGGGGGUGGAGUACAUCCACAAGCAGGGCAUCGUCCACCUGGACCUCAAGCCUGAGAACAUCAUGUGUGUCAAUAAGACUGGCACCAGAAUCAAGCUCAUCGACUUCGGUCUGGCCAGAAAGCUGGAGAAUGCCGGAUCUCUGAAGGUCCUCUUUGGCACCCCAGAGUUUGUGGCACCUGAAGUGAUCAACUAUGAGCCCAUCGGCUAUGCCACGGACAUGUGGAGCAUCGGUGUCAUCUGCUACAUCCUGGUUAGCGGACUUUCCCCCUUCAUGGGUGACAACGAUAAUGAAACCCUAGCCAACGUGACCUCAGCCACCUGGGAUUUCGACGAUGAAGCGUUCGAUGAGAUCUCUGAUGAUGCCAAAGAUUUUAUCAGCAAUUUACUGAAGAAAGAUAUGAAAAACCGCCUGAACUGCACCCAGUGCCUUCAGCAUCCGUGGCUAAUGAAAGACACCAAGAACAUGGAGGCCAAGAAACUCUCAAAGGACCGGAUGAAGAAGUACAUGGCAAGGAGGAAAUGGCAGAAAACGGGCAAUGCUGUGAGAGCCAUUGGAAGACUGUCCUCUAUGGCAAUGAUCUCAGGGCUCAGUGGCAGGAAAUCCUCAACAGGAUCACCAACCAGCCCGCUCAAUGCAGAAAAAUUAGAAUCUGAAGAAGAUGUGUCCCAAGCUUUCCUUGAGGCUGUUGCUGAGGAAAAGCCCCAUGUAAAACCCUAUUUCUCUAAGACCAUCCGUGAUUUAGAAGUUGUGGAGGGAAGCGCUGCUAGGUUUGACUGCAAGAUUGAAGGAUACCCAGACCCUGAAGUUGUCUGGUUCAAAGAUGACCAGUCAAUCCGGGAGUCCCGCCACUUCCAGAUAGACUACGACGAGGAUGGGAACUGCUCUUUAAUCAUUAGUGAUGUUUGCGGGGAUGACGACGCCAAGUAUACCUGCAAGGCUGUCAACAGCCUCGGAGAAGCCACCUGCACAGCAGAGCUCAUUGUGGAAACCAUGGAGGAAGGGGAAGGGGAAGGAGAAGAGGAAGAAGAGGAAGAGUGAAAGCCAGAGAGAAGCAGUUUCUAAGUCGUCUUACAAAGACUAUUUCUCUAAAGCUCAAAAAAUCCAAGAUAGUAAAAGCACCCAGUGUGAUAGAUUAUCUAGUUAGGUCUUUUGGGGGUUGAUUGUUCUGCAACAGCAGUUGACACCUAGCAGCAGUUAUUGAUGGGCAUUAAUUUGAAUUAGCUGGCACCUUAAGAUAACUACCAGUAACUUGCCUGAUCAGUUGAUUUUAAAGAGAAAGUAACCAAAAGAAAUCUUUAUCUGGGUAAGGUCAUAAAUUCCCUAACUGAAAGCACUCAUGAAAAAUAAGGCCCUGUGGUCACAGCCCAGAAGGUCCCUGGAGAAAGAGAUCUCUCUCUCCCAGCUCCUAACUGCAGAGAACCGAGUCUCCUCCAGCCCUGCAGCACGCCAUUCUGAAAGCAGUUGAGCCAUUUGAACGUAUGAGGCACAUUUUAUUCCAAAGUAUACUGUACACAUUCAAACUUCAUUUCUCUCCCCUGAUGUAUCUACCCGUUUUUCUGGAUCUGAAUUUGCCAUGAGUUUAAGCACUAAGGACAUUAUGCUUCUUAGAUUCUGAAGACAGGUCCCCUGCUCAUGGGUGGCUGGCUUCUUUAGGAGAAUAGAAUCUCUUUUCUUCCAAAAUCAGUAGGAAAUCUAAACUUAUCCCCUCUUUGCAGAUGUCUAGCAGCUUCAGACAUUUUUGUAAGAACCUGUGAAAAAAAAAAAAAUCCUUGCUAAUGUGCUUUUCUUCUGAAACCAGGAUUCGUAUUUGUGCUGUUAUAGAAGAUCAGCUCUGCAUGUGUGGUAAAGAUUUCUGUGUUUGAAUGUAUGAAAAACCAGUUUCCUAAAAAGUUAGUCUUAAUUAUUUAUUGGCUGCUGUGAAACGGAUUUCAACUGAUGAAGGGCUGUAGAACUGCACAUACUUUGGAAUCUCCUUCAGGGUAGUCUGAGUUUAACACGCCUUCAAUUCUAAACACUCUCCAGAGGACUGUACCUACCUUAUGGGUUCCACGAUGUUUUCUUCUUGAAUGUGCAUCAGUCAUGCCUUGCCCCCCAGCCUUCAAAUGUAUUCUUAGACCUGAUAAAUGCACUCAGACUUGCAUCUUUAGAAAUUUUUCUUUCACUACAUUGGCACUUAAAUUUUUCUUUAUAAACUUUUUGAAGGUCAUAAACAAAGACUAUAAACUAAUAUGCCUAAUACAUUUCCUCUGAGUGUGUGUGUGUAACAUUCCAAAUACUUUUUUCUUUUCCACUGUUUGUAAAGUGCAGCAAUUUCAUAUUUGAAGGGACUUUUUAAUAGUUCCUCAAGAACCAAUUUGAAAUGACUUCAGUGCAACCCUACACAGGAUCAACUUCAGAACUUUGAUAGUAGUCUUAUGUUACCUUCCAUUCUAUUUUUAUCUGCUUUUUGCUGCUAGUUUCAAAUUUGCCAGUAUUUUUUCUUUUUGCUUUUUUUAGCAGUUACAAUUUUUUCAUAAUAGCCACAGUAUUGCCACGGUUUAUAAUAAAGGGUUUUAAAAUUUGAUUUAGAGCUUUUGAAGCUUUUCUUCACUUAACUGUGUUUAGAAGACUAUAACCUUUGUGUGCAUGUAUGUUGUGUGUGUGUGUGCAUGUGUGGUGUGUUUGUUACAGAUUUUUAAUGUCUUGAAAUUGUGUUAAUGUUCUCGCAGUUUAUUAUGCCAUCAGAAUGGUAAAUGAGAACACUACAACUGUAGUUAGCUCACAAUUUUUAAAUAAAGGAUACCACAGUG